GCCCAUUCACUUGUGUAUUCAAAAUUCUUCAAUGCUUUAUCCACAGCAGACACAUAUACUCUAUAUUUUGAAUCCUUCAUCAACUCGUACUCCUCCAUGGCAAUUGAACCCAUCUUGAAAAAAUGUAUUGAGAAUGGCAACAAAUUAUAUGGUAAAACCUGAUCCUUUAUUAUUCAUAUCUCAGUGCCAUGAUGUGUUAAUAUAGACAUUUACAUGACCUCAUACAGACAUAACAGUAACCAUAGUACAACCUCUUCAAUCAAAAAUGUUGUAGGUACAGAAACUAUCUAGUUAACCUGCGUUUGAAAACAAAUGUUGAAACAGCUGUUUUAUGACCUUGAAGCAGGAUAUAUUUGGUAACUAAAGUCUCGAAAGGAAACGCUACACAAAACGUCAUUUCUGAUCGGGUUAUACUGUUCGACAUUUAACAUGUAGAAAACAAAACUAUAUGCUUCAGAGUUAACAAGGUAUAUUCUGUGAAAUAAACUUGAGAAAAGUGCCCUGCAGGCCGUAUAUCGUCUUGUCCAUACGAAAAACCAUUAAAGUACUUCAUAAUAGAUUCACGUUCACACGCACAACACCAGUACAUAGCUCCACCAGAGUAUUACACAUUGCAGGUGGGUCGACGUCACAUACGUCACAUAUUUCUCGUAUAUAAUGCGUAACACAAUACAAUGCUCUAUUUGAUUAGUUGAGUUCUCUAUUAGAAGAAAAUUAAUAAACAAACAUUAAAAAAAUAAAAUACACAUAAUUUGGAGAAGAUAUCGAAGUAUUACUAAUCUAACAUGAAUUUAGAGUGAACGUCUUUCGCACGGCCGGGCCGAGCUACUGAUUAUUUUGACAAUUCCGUGGUGUCACCUUUUCUUACGACGUAAUUGCACCUGCAAUCGGAAGGCGUAUAAAAUAUUCGUUUGACUUUGUAAAUAUGUACCACGUUGUACAAGUAUUUCCAAAUCGUUUCGCAAAAAUGGGUUUUUCAGACCCAAACCUUUUGAAUACGCUCAAAAGUGCAUUUUCCUUGACACGCAAAUGCGCAUGAACGCGAGAGACAGAAAAUGCUCGAGUGAAAUCGUCGAACAAGCUAUCCAGAUCCUUGUAUCCUACACUACGAAGUUCCUUACAACUCUGUAUACAUCAGUUAUAGUAUUCCUUCCGUGCCGGAGGAGUAGGACAAUUGGAUUUGGGACGAGUUAGUCGGUUUGGAUUUGACAAUGUCCAUAUGAUGAACUUGGUGCCCGAACGGGGUUGGCACUUCGAAACGGGAUUCCGGGGUUGCCCUGUUGUCAGUGUCAUUAUUUUGAAAAUUAUUUUAAUUUUUUACAUUAAAAUCUAAUCGACAUUGCAACUGAUACGCUACACCUACUAGCAGAGUGGACUAGUGUAGUAACGAUUAGCCCUGAUAACGAUAUCAAGGUUAAUUUUCGUUACCGUGUUGAUGUUACUCAAUCCGUGGAUUGUCCCGCACUCGAUUUAACUUUGGGUAUCAUUUCAAUUACUAUUAUUCUAUUAUUUUCACCGUUCGAUUUACAUUUUUAAAGGUUUACCAAUAUUAACAUGUUACAUAGUUAAUAGUCGACCGCGAAAUUUAAACAUUCUAAUGUGGAGGUUCUGUGUAUGAAUUUCAAUUAAAAACACGUUAAAAAUAUUAAUAACUAAAAGAAUGAAUAAAGAAUAAGAACUACAGUAGAUGUUGAAUCGAAGUGAAUAUAUUUUUGUGUAUAAAAUGCCCUUCUAAUUUUACAUUUUACACAAGUGUUACAGCUAGCCAUUAGGGAGACAAAUUCUUUUCAAAUUACAUAAUUCGAAUCUGAAAUAUUCAAGUUAUCUGUUUUUCUCCGCUAUUUUAUUAUAUACAUGCCAGCAAUACACAGAAGCAAGACAAAAAUUGUGCUGCUUUUUCUCGGCACUCUUAUUUUCUACAAUGAAUUUCUUAGUUAUUUUCUUCAAAGCAUUUUCAAGUGGCCAGCUGUCUCAUGCGAUGGGCGACCUGAAUGUGUCAAAAUUUUAUUGGUUGCUGACCCGCAGAUAAUUGGUGAACAAUUUGAACCUGGAUUUCCUCUAGGAACCCUUGCAAGAUGGGACUGUGACAGAUAUUUAUCCAAAACAUUUCACCAUGUUGUGUCUCAUGUAAACCCUGAUGUAGUUGCAUUUCUUGGUGAUAUUAUGGAUGAAGGAAGCAUUGCAUCCAAAGAGGAAUAUAUUCGUUACAGCCGAAGAUUUUUUAAUAUUUUUCAAACUAAUGUGUUGAUGCAGUAUAUUUAUCUCCCUGGAGAUAACGACAUUGGGGGAGAAGAUGACGAUCGCUUAACAAAUGACAAAUUGAAACGCUAUGAUAAGACUUUCAGUCAAGCAGAAAGUUUCCGGAUAAAAAGUGUUGAUAUAUACAAGGUGAAUAGAUUAACUUUCUCUAUGCCUCGAAAUUUGACUGCAACAGGAGGAAACAGAACUAAUAUUGUUUUAACUCACCUCCCAUUGUUGUUUCUGCCAAACCAAUUUGUGCACAAGGUUGUGAAGCAACUCCGUCCUCAAAUAAUUUUUUCUGCUCAUGAUCAUAAAUCACUUCACACUAGCAUAGAAACUGAUCUCAAACGGUAUGAACAGUUUGUUGAAAUGCUACUUCCCUCAGGAGGUCCAAUGUGGCAAUUUCAAUUAAGUAAAACUGUGAUUCAUGAGAUAAUGGUACCUACUUGUUCUUACAGGAUGGGUGUCGCUGAUGUGGGCUACGGAGUUGCACUUAUUGAUAACUCUGGUAGCAUGACUUACACAGUUCUUUGGUUACCUUCACGCUUCUCUCAACUGGGUGCAUAUGUUGGAAUGUUCCUUGUUUUCAUUUUUUAUUGGUCAUCGUAUACAUUCUGCUGCAUCUGUUCCCAUAUUAGAAGGAAAAUGGCAGUUUCUAAACAUAUUGUUUAGCACAACUUUUGCGCUUUAUUGAGAUUAAGGAAACAAUUUAAACGAUUACCAAAAACAUAUUUUCUAAUCACUUGACUAGUGCAGAUAAAUUUGGUUCAGUACUUAAAAGAAAGAAUUGCUUGGAAUUGUUACACUCUACAGAAGUUUGAAUAAAAGCGGUGGUUAUUGUGCCUGUAUACCUGCAUUAAUGAGACAAAAUUACUGGGAAUUCACUCUAAGCUUGUGAUUUUGUUGUCAUAAGAAUUUCAUCCACGUGUUCUAAAUGUACACUGUGGUCGUGAAAAUAACAGUAAAUUACAGGACAAUGUAUUCUAGUUGCUUGUCCAAGGAUACCUUAUUACUUCAUUCAUACGUUCCGUGAAAGAAUAAGACCCUCCACAGAAUUUUAAUUUAUUUUGUUUCAUUAAUACAGGUGCAAUAUCAAUUACCUCUUAACUAAUUAUUUUUCUUAGGGUUCAAAUGUAUUUUUUAAAUUAUAUUUAAUGUGUUUGCUGCAAUAGACUAUGCGCUUCACAACUUUUUAUACACAAAAGUUUGUUGUGUAAUUUUGUAAAUUGUGAUGAAGAGUUUUGACAUGUAACUUGUUGACAUUUGUUAUAAAAUGUAGAAAUUUUUUAAGAAUAAAUAAAAGUAUCUUCAUUAGUUAUUAUGAAAAUUCAAUUGCCUAUGAUAUUAAACUUUUGGGAAAUGAG
Molecule: messenger RNA, 3605 nt
Organism: Gryllus bimaculatus (two-spotted cricket)
Lineage: Eukaryota; Metazoa; Arthropoda; Insecta; Orthoptera; Gryllidae
Source: the annotation of a GenBank genome assembly